This is a messenger RNA of Saccostrea cuccullata (small rock oyster), 918 nucleotides long. RefSeq lists its product as uncharacterized. The record is from RefSeq and is a predicted model, not a curated record. The transcript is spliced from 5 exons. Bases 29 to 868 code for a protein of 279 amino acids. NCBI's taxonomy places the organism in Eukaryota, Metazoa, Mollusca, Bivalvia, Ostreida, Ostreidae.
AGUCCUGAUUUUUUCCUACACCAGAGACAUGGUUACCCUGGGAGUGAUAGCAGGCUUAUUUUUUGUGGGAGCCUUUAUACUUCAACAGGGAAUAUUCGGGACAAUCAUUAAUUCUGAUGUACUAUCCGAAGGGACUUGUCAGUCGAAGGAAUUGGGAAUUUCAAUUACGUUGGAAUGCGACAUUAAAAACAUCGUAUUCAACAUACUUUCAUAUAAUUUAGCAACCUGCCAGUAUAUUAAUAAUUACACGUUAUAUUGUCACACCGAGGAUCCAGUGAAAUAUUUCCACAACAAAAGUGGGAUUCUAACCAUAACAACUCCAUUUAACCACACUGUCCAUGCAGGAAAAACGUUGUGGGUGAAUACGACCUGUGUCAACAGCAGCGAUGUCCAGGACAAUAUUAUUCUCAAGCCUUGUCUUUCCGAGUUUCAAACAAUGGCGUACCAUAACAACACACACGUUGGCAUUUCCUGUGAGCAUGCGUCCUACAGGUAUUCCAACACAGGUAUCCGCCUAGCUGUUGACAACGGCAACGAUUUGGCACACUGCAGCUGGAACGGAACGAACAAGUGUCAUGGGGAUGCUGAAGCUCUGAACAAUGGGUUGAGGUAUACUGCUCUGUAUACCAAGGGGAUGAAUUUUACCUGCAAAUUCGACGGUCAGUCAGUGAAUUUUGUUCCUCAACUACUAUCAACAAUAAACACAACACCUUCCUCCGCCAGACCAACAUCGAGUACACCUUCAUCACAGAGCCAAGAGAACGGAUCCACGGCCAAAGAUAACGGACAAACGAAAGUGACCAGCUCCUCUUUGAUGAUCUUUAUUUUGUGUAUCUUGUAUUUUCUUCAAAGAGAUGUAUUCAUUUGAAAAUUGACCGAUCACAAAGAUGGAAUUUUAUACAUCCCUCGUGAUGUAUA